Cyprinodon tularosa is the source of this 2160-nucleotide messenger RNA. It is a transcript of the gene ero1a, whose product is annotated as endoplasmic reticulum oxidoreductase 1 alpha. Gene Ontology annotation, cellular component: endoplasmic reticulum membrane; endoplasmic reticulum. Gene Ontology annotation, molecular function: FAD binding; protein-disulfide reductase activity; thiol oxidase activity. NCBI's taxonomy places the organism in Eukaryota, Metazoa, Chordata, Actinopteri, Cyprinodontiformes, Cyprinodontidae. Gene Ontology annotation, biological process: protein folding in endoplasmic reticulum. The transcript is spliced from 15 exons. The record is from RefSeq and is a predicted model, not a curated record. Bases 180 to 1562 code for a protein of 460 amino acids.
AGAGCACGUAGCGGAUUGGAAAUGAGGAAAUAUGAGGAAAUGACAGCGCGUGAGAUCAUCGCCUCCCCACAGCUGCUGCUGCUGAACAACUCAAGCGUUUUCCUCAUUUCCAACAAAACACACGAACCGAGAGGAGGCUUUAAUUUAACUGCUCUAAUAAUAAAGUGAGAGAAGUCGUGAUGGGGCGGGUGGUCUUCCUCCUCCUCCUCUUCCUCCAGGUUUUGGGAUCUGCGCACAGCAGGUGUUUCUGUCAGGUCACAGGUGAACUGGAUGACUGUGCCUGCGACGUAGAGUCCAUCGACAGUUUCAACAACGAGCAGCUUUUUCCCAAACUUCAAACUCUUCUGGAGUCUGACUACUUCAGGUUCUACAAAGUGAACCUGAACAAGCCGUGUCCUUUCUGGGCGGCUGACAGUCACUGUGGUCUGAGAAACUGUGCUGUGAAGCCCUGCUCCCCUAACGAGGUUCCUGAGGGACUCCGAUCGUCUCCGCACAGCAAGUAUUCUGCAGAGGCAAAAAAGGAGCAGCUGGAUGAAUGUGAGAAGGAGAAACAUCUUGGAGCUGUAGAUGUCUCUCUAAGUGAGGAGACCCAAGAGGCUUUAUUGGAUUGGAGGAAACAUGAUGAUGAGGCAGAGCGGUUCUGCGUGAUUGAUGAUGAGGAGUCACCGGACUCCCAGUAUGUGGAUCUGCUGCUGAACCCGGAGCGCUACACGGGCUACAAUGGCCCGGAGGCGUGGCAGAUCUGGACUAGCAUCUAUGAGGAGAACUGCUUUAAACCUUUUACCAUUAAGCGGCCGCUAAAUCCCAGCUCCUUUCAGAGCAGUUCAGGAAUUGAAGCUAGAACCUUCUACAGCUGGCUGGAAGGGCAGUGUGUGGAGAAGAGAGCUUUUUACCGUCUCAUCUCUGGUCUGCACGCCAGCAUCAGUGUGCAUCUGAGUGCCCGCUACCUCCUGAAUGACAGCUGGUAUGAGAGUAAGUGGGGACACAAUGUGUCAGAGUUCAGGCAGCGCUUCGACUCUGAUCUGACCGCUGGUGAGGGCCCCAAGAGGCUCCGCAACCUCUACUUCCUGUAUCUGAUAGAACUUCGAGCUUUGGCCAAAGUUCUCCCCUUCUUUAAGCAGCCGUCCUUCCGGCUGUAUACGGGCCGACUAGGGGAAGACCAGAAACACAAAGAGCUGCUUCUUGACAUCCUGCAGCUGGCCAGAUCUUUUCCGCUGCACUUUGAUGAAACUUCCCUGUUUGCUGGAGAUGAAAAAGAAGCUGCUAAACUGAAGGAGGAUGUAAGACUGGCCUUUCGCAACAUCUCAAAAAUCAUGGACUGUGUUGGCUGCUUUAAAUGUCGGCUGUGGGGAAAACUACAGACUCAGGGAUUAGGAACAGCGCUGAAGAUUCUGUUUUCAGAGCGACAGAUUGAAGCGCUGCCCCAUUCCAGAGGGCAACGACCCAGUUUCCAGCUCAGCCGGCAGGAGGUCAUCUCCCUCCUCAACGCCUUUGGAAGAAUUUCAACAAGCAUUAAAGAGCUGAACACCUUCAGAUCACUGACUGGCGAGGAGAUGACAUAGAGGCCUUUUUAGGGUUUGAUCCACCAACUGCAAACUGGAUGAUCACUUUAAAACUGCUGUAAUGAGACUGUUAGGAAAACUCAUCUGUGAUUGGCGGACAUGUUUUUUUUCUUUAUUUAUGUUGGCUUUAAAUUAAAUAGAUUUAUAUGACCUUUAAAUGUCCAUCAUGUUGCUUAAUGUGUGUGGGUAGUAUAAAAUUACUGUAUUUGGAUGACUUUUAUGAAUCUGAAAGGUGUAAAUUAUUUCUAUAAAAUGUAAGAUUAAAAUGUCUUCAUAUGAAGUCUGCAGUGGACUUCUGUCUAGUACUGCCUCUGUCCUGUGGAUGGCGCUGUUUGUUUAAAAACUUGUCCUACCCAGUUCAAACCAAAGUCAAUUUCAUAAUAGAAAAAAUUCUUCUCUCUUUCUUCAAGUUGCUCUACAUUUAUGGCUUAAAGAUGAGUUCAGCUCUUAAUAUUAUUUCACAUUUCUGGCAGGUUGCAUUGUCCUUUGUUAACUUGUAUGAGAUUUUUUUUGUUAAACUGUUUACAAACAAUAAUGGGCUUCAUGAUAAUUAUGUUACUUUGGUUUUUUCCUGUUAAUAAAGACAGAUUUAAGUAGG